CAGUCGGUCUUGCCGUCCUCCUCGCUGCCUCUGUUCGUCACGUUACGUCGGACGGCCACCGCCCGGGCGCCCGCCGGCACCUGAUGCCCGCCGCCCCAGCAAACCAAUGCAUAAACCGCGGCCGCCGCCGGCAGCAUUCCAAUUCCAACCCUCGCCCACUCCACGCCGCAGCACGCGCUGCUCCGCCCCCACCGAUCGAGCCGCCACACCGACCCGGAGGCGGAUGCAGGGCCGCCCGUUCGUGUCCUCUCCGGGCCGCUAGCCGUGCCCCGUCGGCAUGUCCCGCCGCGUGAGCGCCGCACGCGACCGAUGCUUGGAGCUGGAGCGCGCUGUCGCUGGCCGCGUCCGUUCGGGAAACCUUUGCCUCGACGACGCCGUCAAGCUGUUCGGUGAAUUGCUACACCACGCUAGGCCGGCCUCGGUGAUCGCCAUCAAUCAGCUCCUCACCGCCGUCUCUCGCGCCCAGGGCAGGGGCUCCUCCUCCUCGGAGCUCGUCCCCUCCCUCUUCAACCGGAUGGCCCGUGCUUGCUCCAACAAGGUAGCUCCCGACCUGCACACCUACAGCAUCCUCAUCAACUGCUUCUGCCGCAUGGGACGCCUGGAGCUUGGUUUCGCCGCCUUUGGCCUCAUCCUUAAGACAGGCUGGAGGGUGAAUGGCAUAGUCAUCAGUCAACUACUCAAAGGUCUCUGUGACAGAAAGUGCGUGUCUGAGGCUAUGGACAUAUUGCUCCGACGAAUGCCUGAGUUUGGCUGCACGCCAGGUGCAGCUUCAUACAGCACAGUUCUAAAGGGUUUAUGCAACGAAAAGAGAGGUGAGGAGGCACUUGAGCUGCUCCACAUGAUGGCCGAUGACGGAGGUGGUGGAUGCCCACCAGAUGUCGUGGCGUACAACAUUGUCAUCAAUGGCUUAUUUACAGAGGGUCAGGUAGACAAAGCUUACAACCUAUUUCGUGAAAUUGAUAACCAGGGGAUUUUGCCGACUGUUGUGACCUACAACACAGUCAUCAAUGGCCUGUGCAAAGCUCAAGCUGUUGAUAGGGCCGAGGGUGUCCUUCGGCAGAUGGUUCAUAAAGGCGUUAAGCCAGACAAUCAGACAUAUAAUUGUCUGAUCCAUGGACAUUGCUCUUCAGGACGGGGGAAAGAGGUGGUUCGAAUGCUCAAAGAAAUGUCCGCACAUGGUUAUCAGCCAGAUAUUGUCACUUGUAAUUUGCUGCUGGAUUACCUUUGCAAGAGUGGAAGAUGCACAGAGGCUAGAAAGAUUUUUGAUUCUAUGAUUGAAAAGGGCACAAAACCUAAUGUAACUACAUAUGGUGUUCUGCUUCAUGGUUAUGCUACCAAAGGAGCUCUUUCUGACAUGCAUGGCCUCUUGGAUUUGAUGGUAGAAAAUGGUGUUUCACCUGACCAUCGUACCUUUAACAUAGUUCUCUGUGCGUAUGGUAAAGGUGGUAUGAUAAAUGAGGCAAUGCAUAUCUUUGACCGAAUGAGGCAGCAAGGGUUGAGUCCUGAUGGAGUAAACUAUGGAGCAUUAAUAGAUGCACUUUGCAAGUCGGGAAGAGUGGACGAGGCUAUGCUCAAAUUUAAUCAGAUGAUCUAUGAAGGGGUGACUCCUAAUAUCAUUAUUUUUAACUCACUAGUUUAUGGACUGUGCACUGUCGGCAAAUGGGAGAAGGCUAAUGAAUUAUUUUCUGAAAUGCUGAAUCAAGGGAUCCAUCCCAAUGCCUCGUUCUUCAACACAAUAAUGUGUAACCUUUGCAGAGAAGGACGAGUCACGGAAGCCCAGAGUCUCCUUGACUUGAUGGUGUGUGUAGGUGUGAGACCUGAUGUUAUCUCAUAUACUACGUUAAUGGAUGGCCACUGCUUAGCUGGUAGGAUGAAGGAAGCUAUGAAGUUACUUGAUGAUAUGGUCCGAGUUGGCUUGAAACCAGAUGCCUUUUCUUAUAAUACUUUGCUUCAUGGCUAUUGUAGAGCUGGCAGGAUAGAUGAUGCAGUUAGACUAUUCAGAGAAAUGUUAAGCAAUGAAGUUAGGCCUGGAAUUGUCACUUAUAGCAUGGUACUUCAGGGUUUAUUUCAGUCUGGGAAAAUUUCUGAAGCAAAAGAACUCUAUCCCAAUAUGAUCAAUAGUGGAGUACAGUUGGACAUUUACACGUACAACAUAAUUCUGGAUGGUCUUUGCAAAAAUAAUUGUGUUGAUGAGGCAUUUAAAAUAUUUCAGAGUUUAUGUUCUAAGGGUUUUCAACUACACAUUAUUACCUUCAACAUUAUGAUUGAUGCUUUACUCAAAAGUAGCAGAAAGGAAGAUGCUAUGGAUAUGUUCAUUACUAUCUCUGCGCAUGGUUUAGUUCCAGAUGUUGUCACCUAUCGCUUAAUGAUACAAAAUCUCAUCAAAGAAGGAUUGCUAGAAGAGUCUGACAAUCUGUUUUUAGCAAUGGAAAAGAGUGGAUGCACUCCAGACUCAUGUAUGCUAAAUUCUCUUGUUAGGAGGCUGUUGCAUAGAGGUGAGAUAAUGAGGGCUGGGGCUUACCUCUCCAAAAUUGAUGAGAUGAACUUCUCACUUGAGGCAGCCACUACUUCCUUGCUAAUAUCAGUUUUCUCGAGGGAGGAAUAUCAGCACCAUGCAAAGUCCCUGCCUGAAAAGUAUCAUUUUCUUGAGGCUGUCAAUAAAUGAGGAUUUUUUCAGAGGAAUUGGAUUCUCAACUGUGUUGAGACAUCUUUUAUGUGGCGCAUAAAUUUGUUGGAGUGAUUAUGUCUAUCCAUUGCAGUGAAUAUUUCUGUCUCAUGCUCUAAGUUACUUGCCAUAUUCUGUGGUCUCCUUUGUUUAGAGAAAUGUUAUCAUGAUAGUGCUCUUCAGUAUCAAGUUUAUCACCAAGUAAAAAUUAUCUUGUUUUCAGUUGCACUUAUAUUUGCAACAGGGAUCAAUUUACAUGUUGAUGGUUCAAGAAGGUUUGGAUGCUUUUCGUUGCAUAAUUUGUUAAGAAAUCCUGCACUUCCAAGGAUAAAAUAAAUCAUAUGUGUUUACUGCUUGCAAUUCAAUGUAUCUAGUAAAUCCAAUACUAUCAUUCUUUGGAAUAUGGAUUAAGAGAUAAGGAACAGACUCUAAUGGGAAAAAAAUGUUUGUUUAGUAUAAAGUGUUUACCAACUCUGUCACCAUUAUCUUCUACAUUGGUUAUUCUUUAGAUGUUUUUGAAGGUAUUGAUUUUAUAUUCCCUGUUGAUGCAUAUCAGCAUGUUGCAUAAUCAGUUCACAAAACCACUACUGUCCAUAAUGUUCUGGUUAGCCUUGCUUGUUGACAUGGUUUUACCUUUCUGCAGCUGUAUUACCUUGUUGACAUGGUUAGCCUUGCACGUUAAUUGCUGUUACAUGUAAAAUUGGUAAAAGAAACUUCAAACAAGGGUGCUGAGGAACUUUCUAAAAUUUCGA
This is a messenger RNA of Panicum hallii, 3417 nucleotides long. Its product is annotated as protein Rf1, mitochondrial-like. The transcript has a single exon. The record is from RefSeq and is a predicted model, not a curated record. Lineage: Eukaryota; Viridiplantae; Streptophyta; Magnoliopsida; Poales; Poaceae. Gene Ontology annotation, molecular function: protein binding. The coding region runs from base 278 to 2665 and encodes 795 amino acids.